Molecule: messenger RNA, 2123 nt
Organism: Microdochium trichocladiopsis
Lineage: Eukaryota; Fungi; Ascomycota; Sordariomycetes; Xylariales; Microdochiaceae
Product: UDP-galactopyranose mutase
Exons: 5
Coding region: 224-1753 (509 amino acids)
Molecular function (GO): oxidoreductase activity
Source: RefSeq, a predicted model, not a curated record
CAUCGUCCCUCAAAAACAUUGCCUCUCCUAUCUUGUCGUCGGGACGCCCUCUCUCUCUCCCUCCUCUGCUUCUCGUUGAGCCUUCUUCCCCUGCCUACUUCUCACGACUUGGAAAGAGCUUCUCCUCUUCUCUCAGUCCACCCACCCUGCUCUUGGCAUCUUCCCCACGGGAGUUUUGCAUCUGAACACCCUCACGCCGCCCACUACUUCUCAAGUUGUCAAGAUGGCUGAUAUCAACAUUGACGUCCUCGUUAUCGGCGCUGGCCCGACCGGUCUCGGUGCCGCCAAGCGUCUCAACCAGAUCGAUGGUCCCUCAUGGUUGCUCCUCGACUCCAGCGAGAAGGCCGGUGGUCUUGCCUCCACUGAUGUUACCCCCGAGGGCUUCCUUUACGAUGUCGGCGGCCACGUCAUCUUCUCCCACUACAAGUACUUUGACGACUGCAUUGAGGAGGCUCUCCCCAAGGAGGAUGACUGGUAUGACCACCAGCGCAUCUCCUACGUCCGCUACAAGGGACUGUGGGUUCCUUACCCCUUCCAGAACAACAUCUCGAUGCUGCCCAAGGAGGACCAGGUCAAGUGCAUUGAUGGCCUGAUCGACGCUGCCCUCGAGGCCCGCGUUGCCAACACCAAGCCCAGCAACUUCGACGAGUGGAUCAUGCGCAUGACUGGUGAGGGUAUUGCCAACAUCUUCAUGAGACCUUACAACUACAAGGUCUGGGCUGUUCCCACCACAAAGAUGCAAGCCGCGUGGCUCGGCGAGCGUGUCGCUGCUCCUGAUGUCAAGGCCAACGUCCGCAACGUUAUCAUGAACAAGGUUGCUGGUAACUGGGGCCCCAACAACACCUUCCGUUUCCCUGCCCGUGACGGCACCGGCGGUAUCUGGAUCGCCGUCGCCGACACCCUCCCCAAGGACAAGAAGCGCUUCGGCAAGAGUGGCACCGUUACCAAGGUCGACGGCGAGAAGAAGAUUGCUACCCUCGCCGACGGCACCACCAUCAAGUACGAGAACCUCAUCUCGACCAUGCCCGUCGACAAGCUGUCCGCCUCUCUCGGCAACGACGAGCUGGUCCAGCUCUCCAAGGGCCUGUACUACUCCUCCACCCACGUCAUCGGUGUUGGUCUCCGUGGCGAGCGUCCCGAGCGCAUCGGUGACAAGUGCUGGCUGUACUUCCCCGAGGACAACUGCCCCUUCUACCGCGCGACCAUCUUCUCCAACUACUCCCCCUACAACCAGCCCGAGGCCAGCGUCAAGCUGCCCACCCUCCAGCUCGGUGACGGCAGCAAGCCUUCCAGCUCGGAUGCCAAGGAGGGUCCUUACUGGUCCAUCAUGUUGGAGGUUUCUCAGUCCACCAUGAAGCCCGUCGAUGAGGAGAACCUCCUCCGCGACUGCAUCCAGGGUCUCAUCAACACUGAGAUGAUCAAGCCCGAGGACGAGAUCGUCUCGACUUACCACCGCAAGUUCGACCAGGGCUACCCCACCCCCUCGCUCGAGCGUGAGGGUGUCCUCACCAAGCUCCUGCCCAAGCUCCAGGACAUGGGCAUCUACUCUCGUGGCCGCUUCGGCAGCUGGAGAUACGAGGUUGGCAACCAGGACCACUCCUUCAUGCUCGGUGUUGAGGCCGCCGACAGCAUCGUGAACGGUGCCGUCGAGCUCACCCUCAACUACCCUGAUUUUGUCAACGGCCGCAAGAACACCGAGCGCCGUCUUGACCAGGGCCCCGUCGCUGCUAAGCUCCCUACUCGCUCCAAGUAAGUGGCAGCUUUGGUCGACAAUUUCUGUAAAUAUCAUUGCUGUGUUGCGGGAAAAGGCGGCCUCCGCUACCCCGGGGCUGCCAAACUGGAGUCUGAGCUGUCAGCGUUCUGGACGAUAGACAGUAGUUAGACUUGAUGGAGACCUGAGUCGCCUCCUUGGUUUUUGGUUUGACGACAUUUGAACGCGACGGAAUGAAAUGAGCAACUUGGAGGUUGGAUUAUUUUUGCGAUUUUCGGAUUUGGUAAUGGCGUCUAGAGUCCAACUCGUAGAGGUCUUGCUGAACUUCUUCGAAAGUGUUAGAGAUACAAAUAGAUCUCUUAAGCAGUCUAAGCGCCUGCUGUAAUCAUGCAUGAGACCUGUGCGACGCCCG